Messenger RNA from Leishmania major strain Friedlin, 4104 nucleotides. RefSeq lists its product as hypothetical. Gene Ontology annotation, cellular component: Golgi apparatus. Bases 1 to 4104 code for a protein of 1367 amino acids. The transcript has a single exon. The record is from RefSeq and is a predicted model, not a curated record. NCBI's taxonomy places the organism in Eukaryota, Euglenozoa, Kinetoplastea, Trypanosomatida, Trypanosomatidae.
AUGACGGUGGCCACCGCUAAGUUUUUGUACGUGCGCCACCCGACGCUGUGCUGCUUCCUCCUUCUUAUAGGCGCCGUCGUUCUUGUCAUAUGGGCUCGUAUCCACAAGUGGCAUCAGAGAGCCCGUAUGGCGGCGCGCUUGCGAAUGAAAGACGUGCGACAUGUUUUGCAGAUGUGUCGUCGACGACCCCGCAGCUGGCACCGGAUUGCCAAGGCGAUGGCGAUGACGCUAUACAACUCCUGGCCACUGAAUGCAACGGUCUUCGCCACUCUCCUGACGGUUCACUGCGUUCUGUUAGGUAUCGAACGGCUUUACACUUAUCGUAACGGGCCUCCCAACCUCCAACUCUGGACCUACCAGGAGACGCAUUUCGACCUCACGUCGAUGGGGCCCUCGCUUGUCUCCCCUGUGCACGACCCGCGCUCCUUGAGCCCGUACGGGCCGCGGUCGGACCGCACGCUGGCGCACUUCUGCGGCCGGCCCACGGCCAGCAGCUACGACGGCUACACCGGCGCGCCGCACGCGGCGUACAUGCACCACGACGUGGAGCGCGACCGCUACGUGGUGCGCACCUUCGGCCGCGGCGGCAUGCGCGUGGACGAGCGGCGGCGCAGCGGCGUGGGCCGUAGCACCUACGAGGCCUUUUGCGCCGCGCCGCGGAGCGUGCAGCGCGGCACGCCGCUGGCGCCGUCGCCGUGGCUCGACGGCGAGACCAACUGGCAGCUCGGCGACGCUGCGCCGCGGCACGCCGUCAACGGCGCGUUCAACUUCACUGUGCGGCCUCUCGCCGUGCCGCACGCAGCCGCAGCUGCAGCAGCCGCCGGUGCCACCGCCAGCAGAAGUGGCAACGCCGACGCGGACUUCACCAAGGCGGACCAGGGGCUGCGCACGCACUACCGCCGCUACACGCGCGACGAGCUGCUGCAGCGUCACGCACACCUCGACUUCAUCUACUCCUACGUCAAUGGCAGCGACAUCACGCGCAGCUACACGAAGCCGUUUGCGAAGACGUGGGAGUGCUGGAACAUGAUCGCAUCGGUGCAGCUGCUGUGGGGCGAGAUGCAGCACGCGGCCGACACGGACACGGAGGCGCCGCACAUCGCCGAGGACGCCUUCAGCCGCUACAUCGCCGAGCUGCUGUUCGUGUCGGCGUCGAGCCCGUGCGCCAUGUCGGAGCUGCUAGCGGACGUGGGCACCGGCAAGGACGCGAUGAAGCGCGUGGAGGCGUCGCUGUGGUGGGCCGCCACGCACCCGAACGGACCCCGCAGCGUCGGGGACGCACCACUGCCGCCGCCGGAGAUGACGCUGACGAACAUGGAGCUGCUGCGCGCGCUGGGUGCGGACCUGGAGAGCGCGAAGCCGGACGACAUCGACGCAGACUGCGACGAGCUGCGCCACGGCAUGCGCGGGCUGCUGGAACACACGCGCAGCUGGCACCGUGGCCGCAUGGCUGUCGUGGCGCCGUACGGCAACGUGCCGCUGUGGCUGAACCACAGCAAGAACUUCUUCAUGCGCUCCCUCUACGCCGCUGCCACGGCGACCGCGGCGCGCGCUGAGGCAUCGUGCGAUGCUGCUGACGGCGACGAUUCGAGGGUGCUCGGCACGGCCGAGGCGCGUUUCGUGAAGGAGGCGCACACCGGCACGCUGCACUACACGCGCAUCCACAUUGUGGACCAGCGCGCGCUGAUGCCGCCCGCGCCGCUGACGACCGUCAACAGCUACGUCGUCGAGCCCUUCGUGUACCGGCUGCGCAACGCGUCCUCCGUCUUCAUCUACAUGAACGACGACUACCUCAUCAUGAAGGACGUCGACAUCACCGACUUCGUGAACGAGUUUGGUGGACCGCUGCUGCGUAUCCGCAUCGAUGACCCUAUGAUAUACAACGAAAGCAACCAGGAGUAUUUUCGCCGAGGUCUCGUGUUCAACACAAUGCUCAUGCACCGUGACCUGGACAAGACACCCGCGGACCUGGAGGAGCUUGUGCAGCCGGCUGCUGCUGCCACCGCCCUGACGUCGGUGGAGGGCGAGGCAGCCGUGGUGCGGCGUGGCGUCGUGCGUGCGUCGUGGGCCGCUUUCGCCGCUGCCGUGGACGCGCGCAGCAGCGUGGCGACGCCGAGAGGCGGCGCGAGGGCCACAAGCACGGCGUGCGCGAGCAACAGCAGCGCUGCUGUGUGCGCGUGGGCGGAGUGCGCGUGGGGCACCGCUGAAGGAACGCUGACGCGCGAUACGUGUGCGAUGCCGCGUGUGUCGACGCAGGGCGAGCCGGCGUGGGCCGCGGAUGCAGCGGGCACCUUUGCGCUGGUGCCUCCGUCGUCUACGACGCCGGGCAGCAGCGAGUGGACGUGGGCAGGCAAGGCGCAGAUGCCGGCGCUCGUGCACUGGGGUCGCCGCGUGCUGGACCGCGUGACAGCAGACCUCAUCGCUCCGCGCUACUACCUCGAAACCGCGAAGGUGGUGGUGAUGGAGGAAGAACCGGAGCCGGUGCCGCCAGCGAAGGCGUGGGCCGGUUUGGCGCGCGACAUUACGGAUAUAUCGCAGCUGCUCCACACGAUGAACCUUGUGCAUGAACGGUCGGCCAGCUCCUCCGACACUUGCUCACAGCUAAUGCGGCACCUUGAAGUCUGGGCGGCGCGCCUCGCUGGACACGAGUUCCCGACGCACCGCGUGUUCAAGACGCAGCCGCGCCUGCGCAAGUACCGCAUGCGGCUCGACAGCCACGCGCCCUACCCACAGUGCCGCAACAUGUGGGGCUACAUCCACAAGCGCUACGCACCGGACCUCAACCUGAACAUGUUCAUGGAGCGCAAACGCACCACGAUGGACCUGCUGCCGCCAUCGACGCACACGGCGCACAUGCUGCGGCACCCGUGGGCCGCGUCGAGUCAGUACCUGCCAUACCUGAUGGCGAAGCAGGCGUGGCGCAUGCAGCGCGGUGCCGGGCUGUCGCCGCUGGGCAACGACACGCCGGUGUUCCCGGUGGCGGACGUGGCGCUGGACAACGAGGACGGCUGCGCGCCGGCCACUUACAUUACGGAGGCAGAGGAAUCAGCGAGGUACCACGAGUUCCGUGACGAUGAUGACCUGAACGACAAGGCAAUGGACAAAAUUCGUAGCUACCAGGGGGUCAAGCCGUUCACGAACAUCAACUCGAAGUUCUCGAGCAACGCGGUCGGCGAAACGCUCCGCAACUUCCUGGAGGAGCUCUUUCCGACCCCCAUGCUGCUGGAGCAACACUGGCGCAGCACCUCGGGGGACGAGGGCGGCACGGACGAGCUGCGGGUAUCGCGGCAGAUUGAUGGGGAGAGCGGUGCGCGCGACCUGCAGUUUGCACAUUUGGACGUCAACUUCAAGCGCCUGAUGCACGUGCCGCUGAUCCUUGUGAGCAACGACGAGGAGGGCUUCUGCCCGCUGCUGCGCAGCUUGCGGCAUGCGUUGCCGAACUUCCGCGGGCGGCGCGUGGUGCAGGUGCUGGUGCCGCCGGCGGACGGCGUGUCGCUGCGCGCGGCGCGUGCGGACCGGCGACACGGCUACCGCGACUUCCUGCCGGUGGCUCGCUGCAGCCUGCCGGCUGACCGGCUUCGCCGCGUGACGCUGCCGGCGGACAGCGGCGUGGCGGACGUGGUGGUGGCAGGGCUGCGGCUGGCGCGCGAGGACGUGGCGGUGGAGCAGUGGGAGGCGCCGGCGCUGGUGGAGCUGCGAGGGCGGCGCGUGGCGCUGCGCGCGGUGCAGGCGCUGGUGAUCGAUGCGCGCACGCUGCACACCGGUGCACGCGGCUUCACGGAGCUGCCGCUCGCGCUGGCCGUGCCGGCCGAGCUGCUGGCGCACGAAGACUUCGCGGAGCACCUGCUGGACGCCGCCGCGCAGUCGCUGGUGCGGUCGCCCACAGCAGCGGAGGCGGCCGCGGUCGCCGCGGUGGUGCCGAUGGAGGAGGCCGCCUCUGCGGGGGACUUCGCUGCGAGCGUGCUGGUGCUGUCGGAGGCGGAUGCGGAGGUGCGUCACACGCACUGGGCCCACGGCGCCUCCGAGCACGACCUGCUGAGCGGGAUGCCGCUGCCGUAUGACAAGAUGGAGGACAUGAAGGAGAUGGUGCAGUGGGGCUUCUGA